Vespula pensylvanica (western yellowjacket) is the source of this 1759-nucleotide messenger RNA. Its product is annotated as potassium/sodium hyperpolarization-activated cyclic nucleotide-gated channel 1-like. The transcript has 6 exons. The coding region runs from base 1 to 1683 and encodes 560 amino acids. The record is from RefSeq and is a predicted model, not a curated record. Lineage: Eukaryota; Metazoa; Arthropoda; Insecta; Hymenoptera; Vespidae.
AUGGGUUUGGGUGUUCUCUCGGUUAGACUGGCCCAAUGCCAACUACCGGACAGUGAAAACGGUGUUUCAGCUUGCGAUGUAAUCGGUGUAGAUCUUAGCGAGUAUUUUAAUGAAAUCCGAGGUAGAAAUUCGGCGAACUUGAAUCGAGAGUUAGAUGCUCAGGACGUAGAGCACAAGCUCUUGCAAGUACUCGCUACUACCUCGAAACAUCCAUCUCCUGCCCUAAUGAGGAACAGAAUACGCUAUCUUUACACAGCAAUAUUACAAGAAAAAUAUCGACAAAUUCAAAACUACAAAAAUAUAAUUCAUCCGUUUAGUAAUUUUAGAUAUUAUUGGGACAUCUUGUUGACUGUAGGAAUUACGAUUAUCUUGUUCUUAACACCAUAUCAAGCGGCAUUUGGUAUCACUCAAGAUACUCUGAUUCCAACGUUUAUUAAAAAUUUUCUGCUCCUCAUCUGUUGCCUAGACAUAUUCGUUAAUAUAUCUACCGGAUACUACGACAGUCGUCAAUCUAUCAUCGAGAUGAAACGGAAAAAAAUUAUAAAACGAUACAUGAAACAUGGUAGAUUCUUUGCCGAUCUUUUUGGCUCUUUUCCAACCGACGUGAUAUUUCUGAAUAUGUGGAAUGAAUACAAAGUAACUCGAAAAAUUGUUUCUUUACUUUGUGUCUUUCGAUCUUUUUCUCUUAAGACUUAUAUCAAUAGAUUAGCACUUACUAAAUUAAUAAUAGUGUCUUAUUACCGAAACUUUAUUAUAUUCUUUUGGUUGAUCAUUUUCAUUCAUUGGCUAACCUGCAUCUUUUGGCUGGUACCCAUAGCAACCACUUCAAUGAAACAACCAAUUUAUCCUAGAGAAGAUUCUUGGAUACAUUACACCGAUCUUUGGUAUAAGUCCAAAGAGAAACAAUAUUUCUAUUCAUUACUGCUAACGAUAGGAAAUUGUUUGAGAUCCGGAUUCCUUAAAAAUGAUCAGCGAAAUGUGCCUGAUCUCUACGUAGUAAUAAUCGCUCAAAUAACGGGUGCGCUAGGUAUGUGGUUCUUUAUAGCAAAAUUGAUGGAAUAUAUGCAAGGAGCGCAAUCUUCAAAAUAUAGAUAUCAAAGUGCCAUUCGUCAAUUGAAACAAUACAUGAGACACAAACAACUUCCACCUCGAAUUCAGUAUCGAAUAAUUAAUUAUUAUGAAUUUCGUUUUCAACAUCGUUACUUUCGUGAAUUUGAAAUAGUCAAUACGUUGUCAUUGCAAUUACGUCAGGAAAUUAUUAUGCAUUCUUGUCGAAAACUCGUAGAAAACGUUACUUUUUUUAAUAAUCUUCCAUUUGGUAUUUUAAAUCGUAUAGUAACUCUAUUGAAAUCCGAAAUUUUCUUAACGAACGAUGUGAUCGUACGAGCGAAUGAACCAGGUAAUUGCAUGUAUUUUAUUGGCAGUGGUACCGUAGCAGUUUAUACAAUGUUUGGUAAAGAAAUUUGCCAUCUUGAGGAUGGCGCUUAUUUCGGUGAGAUUGCUCUCAUAAUGGAAGACGAACGUAGAGUCGCCAGCGUAGUUGCUGUUGAGAUUUGCGAACUUUAUCGACUCGACCGUGUCGACUUCGCUCGUACAAUUCUUCCUUACCCUAUAUUGUGGGAUCAUAUUAAGAAAACUGCUAUGGAGAGACAUGAGAGAACUAUGAUUCUUAUAAAUCAGUAAUUUGUGUGUAACUUACAAUAUUUAUUGUGUUCUUAUAAUUAAUAUUUCAUACUUUAAGUUUACAUAUAUACAUAAU